UAUAAAACAAGAGCAGAGACUGACCUCGUAAACAGAAUGUUUUGCAAGUGUUAAUUGAUAGAUUAAAAUAUAAACCAGGCGCCUAUCCAAAAGGGAAUAUUGGUGCUCCUCAAAAUGAAGGGUCUUUUCCUGGUGGAGCCUAUUGUUGCACUGUACGCUUUCUCCAGUUUUCUCAUCUAUCCUCUUGUGCAGCAAUAUGUUUACCGGAGGCUCUGGCAGGAGCUGACAAACACAACCUAUCCCGUCUCUGCCAAUGCCUCCAGAUGUGCAGAAAACAGCAGCGCCGGCAGCAACCAUUCCAGCUUUCAUGAGGAGGUACAGAGGCAGGCAUCUCUCUUCUCCCUCUACACAAAUCUCUUCUCUGCAGUCCCCUCCUUGGUGGUCACCCUCAUGCUUGUGGCCUACAGCGACCGGGGAGGACGCAAGAUCACAAUCAUCACGCCUUUGAUUGGCACGUUGCUCUACACCUUGUCCUUCCUGGCGGUAUCCUACUUCGAGCUCAACAUUUACUUCAUCAUUGGCUCAUCGAUUCUCAGCUCUCUGUUUGGCGGCUUGGGCACAUUUCUGGGGGGCUGUUUCGCCUACAUAGCGGACUUGUGUGAGGAUGGUAGUCGCAAAACCCUGCGCAUGGCUGGAGUGGACAUGAUGAUUGGCCUGUUGUCGGGGGUGGCCUCGAUAUCAACAGGCUACUUUCUGAAAGCUGCAGGCUUUAAUUGGCCAUUCUUAACCUCUGCGUUGGUUCAGUGUUUUGUCCUACUCUAUGCCAUUUUCAUCCUUGAAGAGACUGUGAAAAAGGCUCCCACUGAUGCCAUUCUCCUAGAUGGGUCUCCUCAGGGCUCUGCGGUGAAACAGCUGAUCUACGGUAUCUACCACAUGUUUGCAGGGGCCAGCAGCAGGAGUAGAACUCUCUUGGUCCUCCUGAUACUCAUUUUCACCAGCUUCUCCUUCGCCUACGUGGGUGGUCUCUCCUUGAUGACACUAUAUGAGCUGAAUCAGCCACUGUGCUGGACAGAGAUUAUGAUUGGCUACGGCUCAGCUCUGUCCAUGUCUGUGUUCCUGACCAGUUUUUUGGGAGUGUCUGCGUUCACGUACUGUGGAGUGCCACAACUGGUCAUCAUCCUGAUGGGGAUCCUGUCUGUCGAAUCAGGCAUGGUCCUGUUGGCCUUUACCAAGACCACCUUCAUGAUGUAUAUAGUGUGGGUACCAAUGUUUCUAUCUAUCAUGCCUUUCCCUGUUAUUCGUUCCAUGUUAUCCAAGAUCGUCUCAAAGUCUGAGCAAGGAGCCCUGUUUGCCUGUCUUUCCUUCCUGGAGAGUUUAACUAACAAUAUAUCGGGCGCAGUCUUCAACAGCAUCUAUGCUGCUACGGUGGCAUGGUACCCUGGCUUCGUCUUCAUGUUGGCUGCAGUGCUCUGUGCUAUCCCUCUGUUUAUUUUAGGAGUGGUUGCAAUAAUAGGAGUGAAUGCUGCCGAAGAGGUCACAAAGCCAGAGCCUGUCUACUCAGAGGAGGAGGAGGGUCUUUCUGAAGAUCACAACGACAGGACUGCUAUUCUUACCUGAGCCAUAUCCGCCAAAACCUCAUGAGCACUUUUUACUUUAGUCAUCUACUUUUCAGUGUUUUACCUCAAGGGCUGUUGAUCUCAGUUUUAAUGGACAAUGCAGGUUACAUAUUAUUCUUAUUUUGUUUUUAUUGCUUUGGUUGAUUGUGCUAUUGAAGUUCAAUAUUAUAGGAAAAUGAAGUAGGUAGUUGUAUGCAAACAGGUUCUACCGGAAAAUCAUAUUUUUAAAAUAUGAAAUAUCAACAUUUUGAAUUGGAUCAAAAUGGUAGCAUACAGUACAUAGGAUAUAAAACACGGAUAUUAGAGUGGACCUAUCGUGCUAUAUUU
Molecule: messenger RNA, 1883 nt
Organism: Notothenia coriiceps (black rockcod)
Lineage: Eukaryota; Metazoa; Chordata; Actinopteri; Perciformes; Nototheniidae
Product: solute carrier family 46 member 3
Exons: 6
Coding region: 115-1557 (480 amino acids)
Biological process (GO): vacuolar transmembrane transport
Cellular component (GO): lysosomal membrane
Molecular function (GO): transmembrane transporter activity
Source: RefSeq, a predicted model, not a curated record